Molecule: messenger RNA, 531 nt
Organism: Lindgomyces ingoldianus
Lineage: Eukaryota; Fungi; Ascomycota; Dothideomycetes; Pleosporales; Lindgomycetaceae
Exons: 14
Coding region: 1-531 (176 amino acids)
Source: RefSeq, a predicted model, not a curated record
AUGAAGGUCUGGAUCUUUGCUCUCCUCGCAGCUGGCGCCCUUGCGGUGCCCAUGGCCCAAGCUCCCCGCCCAACGGGCGCAAGGCCAACAAGACCAGCUGGUCCCAGGCCGACUGGAAGUACACUGCCCCAGAAUGAAGUCUGCCAGGUGGUGGCGCCCCUGGUGGUGGUGGCUUCUGGUGGUGGCUUUCCUGGAGGUGCUCCUGGAGGAGGCGCUCCUGGUGGAGGAUUCCCUGGGGGAGCCCCCGGCGGAGGUGCGCCAGGCGGUGGCUUUCCUGGAGGUAUGCCCGGCGGAGGUGCGCCCGGAGGUGGCUUUCCUGGAGGUGCUCCAGGUGGAGGUGCUCCCGGUGGUGGCUUUCCUGGAGGUAUGCCUGGUGGAGGAGCACCAGGCGGUGGCUUUCCCGGAGGUAUGCCUGGCGGAGGAGCACCAGGCGGUGGCUUUCCCGGAGGUGCACCGGGCGGAGGAGCACCAGGAGGUGGCUUUCCUGGAGGUAUGCCGGGCGGAGGUGCUCCAGGCGGCGGGUUCCGUUAG